ACCGAUCCAAGUACAAGUCCACUAGCAGCACGAUUUCUACUUAAUCCAAUUAUUAUCACUACUUAAUUAAUGAAUCAAUCUGUACAUUUAAAAUUCUACAUUUCCAAUUUCAUUUUUCCAAAUUAAAGUGUUUUUCAUUCAAACAGAUUCGGAUUUCAGACAGGCUGGUGGCGGUUGACUUUGAAGGCUGGCUGCCACACUCUGCUACACAGCUAGAUUGAUAAUUCAAACAUAUAUUUCCUUUCCUCAGACAAAAAUGGUAUAGAGUAGGAGGAUUGGGGGAUUUUCAAAGAAAAAGUGAAAAAAAUUAUGGCUUGGAACAAUCCAUUUAAGGAAAUGGCGAAUUCCAAGCCAUUAUUCUUGACGAUCUAUGCAACGGUGUUGAUCGGGAUAGUAUUCUCUUCUGUUUAUGUGUUUUCAGCCAUUUACUCUUCUCCUCAUUCCUCCACCUUCUCUCUCUCCAUUGCUCCUUCUGCUUCUUCAGAUGCAAAAGCAGAACCUUCUAGUCAAGCAUCAAAUUUUUCUCGUCUACAAGCAGAUGGUGAUUCAACAGCACUGAAUCCCCAGCUUCAAAGCAAAUUAUUGAAGCCAAUUUGGACAGUUCCCCCAGCGGGUUCAAAGAUGCCAGAUUUAGAAAGUUUCAGAUUAUCAAAAGAACUGGUUCAGGAAAGAGUUAUAGGCAAUGUUGUAGUUGUGACCUUUGGUAACUAUGCUUUCAUGGAUUUUAUCUUGACGUGGGUUAAACAUUUGACGGAUAUGGGUGUUGAAAACCUUCUCGUUGGUGCAAUGGACACAAAGCUAUUAGAGGCUCUUUAUUGGAAAGGAGUACCAGUUUUUGAUAUGGGUAGCCAUAUGAGCACCGUAGAUGUUGGAUGGGGUUCACCAACAUUUCACAAAAUGGGGAGAGAGAAAGUUGUACUCAUAGAUUCUAUCUUACCUUUUGGCUUUGAACUCCUAAUGUGUGAUACCGAUAUGGUGUGGUUAAAGAAUCCUCUUCCUUAUAUUGCACGUUUCCCUGAAGCAGAUGUAUUGACCUCUACUGAUCAAGUUGUACCAACAGUUACCGAUGACAGAUUGGACAUGUGGCAACAAGUUGGCGCUGCUUAUAAUAUCGGAAUCUUCCACUGGCGGGCCACUGAGUCUUCAAAGAAACUGGCCAGGGAAUGGAAAGAAAUGAUUUUAGCUGACGACAAGAUAUGGGAUCAGAAUGGUUUCAAUGAACUUGUGCGCAGACAGUUGGGACCUUCUGUUGAUGAUGACAGUGGGCUCGUCUAUGCUUAUGAUGGAAAUCUCAAGCUUGGUCUUCUCCCAGCAAGUAUUUUUUGUAGUGGGCACACCUAUUUUGUCCAGGCUAUGUUUCAACAUCUAAGAUUGGAGCCUUAUGCUGUACAUACAACAUUCCAAUAUGCUGGAACUGAAGGAAAGCGUCACCGAUUACGUGAAGCCAUGGUGUUCUAUGAUUUACCUGAAUACUAUGAUCCACCAGGAGGGCUUUUAACUUUUAAGCCUUCAAUCCCCAAGAACUUGUUACUGGAUGGAGUGCACUCCAUAGAUACACACUUUGCUCUUGUUAAUUAUCAGAUGAAACAAAUAAGGACUGCGCUUGCUGUUGCUUCGGUGCUGAAUCGUACCUUGGUAAUGCCCCCACUAUGGUGCAGGUUAGAUAGGUUGUGGUUUGGACAUCCUGGUAUUCUGGACGGUUCUUUAACAAGGCAACCUUUUGUUUGUCCUUUGGAUCAUGUUUUUGAGGUUAAUGUGAUGUUGAAGGAAAUGCCAAAUGAGGAAUUCGGACCUGGAAUCAGUAUUAGGGAGUACACAGUAUUCGAGAAUCCAUCAAUGCCACAAGAGGUGAAAAAGUCGUGGCUUGAUGUACAUCUCUGCCAAGAAGGGUCACUUGGCUGUCAGGUUAACAGUACUAGUCAAACUGGGGUUCUCAAACUUCCCAAACACACUAAUGAAGAAACGUUGAAGACUGUAUUCUCCAAGUUUAACGAUGUGAAAGUAAUCCAGUUCUCAUCAAUGCAAGAUGCCUUUGAUGGUUUCACGGACAAGACAAGGGAAGAACGAUUCAGGAACCGUGUCAAGAGGUAUGUAGGCAUUUGGUGUUGUGUGGAGAAUCACACACCAGGUCAUAUAUACUAUGAUAUGUAUUGGGAUGAGAAACCUGGUUGGAAAGCAGCACCUCCCAACUCUACGGAAGAUGAUCAUCCGCCUUGGUGAGGCUUCCUGACCGUCAAGCUUGGACUCCAUGAGUAUUACCCUCCUAAGAACUGUGCAAAAUCUGCUCCAAUGCUCUUAACAUCUUGCACUUCAAGAGGGCUGUAACAAUGUUUCAUAGAGAAUGUACGUUAAAAUUCAUAGGCUUGGUAUGGAGGAUUAGUCCUUGAUUAGGAUAGGAAAUAUUUGCUUCUUUUUUUUUGUCCGUACAAGCAAGAAAUUUUGAUUGUUCAGACAUAGAAAGUACAAUAAGAUGAAUGUAUGAUCCUGAUCUGAGCAAUUUUCCUUCACAGAA
Messenger RNA from Nicotiana attenuata, 2512 nucleotides. RefSeq names its product arabinosyltransferase XEG113. Gene Ontology annotation, cellular component: Golgi apparatus. The record is from RefSeq and is a predicted model, not a curated record. NCBI's taxonomy places the organism in Eukaryota, Viridiplantae, Streptophyta, Magnoliopsida, Solanales, Solanaceae. Gene Ontology annotation, biological process: cell wall pectin biosynthetic process. Gene Ontology annotation, molecular function: arabinosyltransferase activity. The transcript is spliced from 13 exons. Bases 310 to 2220 code for a protein of 636 amino acids.